Messenger RNA from Paramecium tetraurelia, 567 nucleotides. RefSeq lists its product as uncharacterized. Gene Ontology annotation, molecular function: calcium ion binding. The record is from RefSeq and is a predicted model, not a curated record. The transcript has 4 exons. Gene Ontology annotation, biological process: centriole replication; mitotic cell cycle. NCBI's taxonomy places the organism in Eukaryota, Ciliophora, Oligohymenophorea, Peniculida, Parameciidae. Gene Ontology annotation, cellular component: centrosome; centriole.
AUGAGAGGCAAACCCUAAGCUCAAGUAGCGUAAAAGCAAUAACCUUAGAAGUAAGGGAAUGCACGUAAACCUCAAGAGAGACCAGGAUUGACUGAUGAUGAAAUUGAUGAAAUCAGAGAAGCAUUCAAUCUUUUUGAUACUGAGGGUACUGGGAGAGUGGAUCCACGUGAAUUGAAGGCAGCUAUGUAGAGUUUAGGAUUCGAUUAAAAGAAUCCAACUAUUUUUAAUAUGAUUGCCGAACUUGAAAAUGAGGGAACUGAUGUUGACUUUGAUUAAUUUUUAGAUGCAAUUACGUCUAAGUUGGGUAAUAGGGAGAGCAAAGAUGGAAUCAAUAAAAUAUUUGAUUUAUUCGAUGAUGAUGGCAGCAAUAGUAUCAACUUGAAUAAUUUGAAAAGAGUAUCCAAAGAAUUGGGUGAGACCAUGACUGCUGAAGAAUUGGCUGAGAUGUUGGAACGUGCAGCUUCGAAUGGCAGAGAAAUUACAAGAGAGGACUUCUACAACAUCAUGGUUAAGAGGGCAUUUUGAUAACCUUCUAGACAAUGCAAUAUAUAUAUAAUUAAUAAUAAA